Cylicocyclus nassatus is the source of this 797-nucleotide messenger RNA. Lineage: Eukaryota; Metazoa; Nematoda; Chromadorea; Rhabditida; Strongylidae. The record is from the annotation of a GenBank genome assembly.
AUGCAUAUAAAAGCUGAGCUGUGGAAAAGUCGCCAAAGAUCUAUUGACACUCGACAAAUGUUCUUCACUGCCAUCCUAUUGUCUUUGAUCAAAGAUGCCUCUUCUUUUGCCAUUGGCACGGGUGUAGCACCCAUAGGCUGUGGUCCCGCUUGUGCCGUAAUUGUACCACCACCUCCACCACAACCUCAGUGGAGUGAGUGGGGUCCUUGGAGUGGCUGUAGUGCAUCUUGUGGUGGAGGUGUAUCUCAUCGAGUUCGAUUAUGCAAGGACCCAUGCAAUACUUGCUGUGUCGGAGUAGCGACGGAAAGUAGUACAUGUAACACACAACCCUGCUGCGAAUGGAGCUCGUGGUCACCAUGGUCAGAGUGUAGUGUCACAUGUGGAAGCGGAGGCACCACCUACCGUACAAGGCAAUGUAAUUGCGUGGAAGGAUGUGCCGGACCUUCUCAUGAACAGAUAUCUUGUGCUGCUGGUAUCCCAUGCCCUGAAAUUCAUCCACCAAUGCCAGUACUACCACCACCACCGCCGCCACCAACUCCAUCGACAAUAUGCAUCAGUUGCUAUCUCCCAACACCGCCUUGUUUGCUCUGUAGUGUUUACACUACGGGAUGGUCACGAUCACGGCUCUACGCUAAAUUGCUCAAGUAAAUCCCAAACUCGAUUUUAAAGAACAGUUGUUGUAAAUUAUGUUGUCUCGUGCAAUACAUUUUUGUGAUAUACGCCUUUCAUUUAACGAGUUCUACCCGACUAUUAUUGGCAAAAAGUGUUUGUGUUUCUGUCUUUUUUCUCGAUGGCGC